AUGGUUCCAAGCAAGCUGAAGAGGCACUUGGAAACCAAACAUCCCGCCCAUGUUCACAGUAACUUGGACUACUUCAGAAGAGCGCGGGAUCUGAACCAGAGGCAGCAAGGACGUUUGUUGGAUUCUGUGAAAGUGUCUGAUAAGGCAAUGGAGGCGAGUUACAUGCUAGCGGAGCUCAUUGCAAAGCAGAAGAAGCCUCACACAAUAGCGGAGACACUCAUCCUCCCUGCUUGCAAAAUACUUGCAGGUGUCAUGCUGGGUCCAGAUGCCGCAAAUGAGCUAUCGAAAGUGCCGUCGUCUGAUAAUACGAUCAAAAGAAGAAUCGACGACAUGUCCGAAGACAUUGAGGAACAUUUGGCAGAGAAACUGCAGGCGAGCGGCAGAUUUUCCCUCCAAAUAGAUGAAUCUACGGACAUCAGUGGGGCUGCCCAACUUCUGGCAAACGUCAGAUAUGUUGAUGCUGACUCCAUCAAAGAGACAUUUUUAUUCUGCAAAGAAAUGGAAAGCCACACCACGGGAGAGGAAAUAUUCAGGGUAACUAAUGACUAUUUUAAAGAGAACAGUCUGACCUGGAAUAUGUGCGUCGGUCUUUGCACAGAUGGUGCGGCGAGCAUGACGGGGAGAGUGAAAGGAUUCAUUGCUAAGGUGAGGGCACAAAACCCACAUAUCGUGACAAACCACUGCAUUCUGCACCGAGAGGCAUUAGUUGCCAAAACCAUGCCCCCGGAGUUGACUGAGGUGCUGAAUCAGGCCGUGCAGAUGGUGAAUUACAUAAAAUCAAGGCCCCUGAAAUCUCGCCUCUUCUCCCAGCUGUGCGCCGAGAUGGGAGCCGACCACCAAAGCCUGAUCCUGCACACAGAGGUACGUUGGCUGUCACGGGGGAAAGUCCUAUCCCGUCUUUAUGAGCUUCGGAAACAGCUUUUGGAGUUUUCAGGUGAAAACGCUGUCCCACAUAAAGACAAGCUCGCGGAUGAGAGGUGGUGCGCCAGGCUGGCUUACCUCGCAGACAUAUUUGGGCAUCUGAACGAGUUAAACGCCAAGCUUCAGGGAAGGAAUGAAAACAUUUUAUCGUCCACAGAUAAGAUUCGGGGGUUUAUGGGCAAACUUCUCCUGUGGCAGGAGGCUUUGGAGCAGGGCUCCAUGGACAUGUUCCCGCUGACAUCAGCUGCGCCGCAGGCAGCUAAGGAGCGCGCUGUGUAUGCGGAACACCUUCAGACCUUAAAAGAGAGGUUUGAGCAGUAUUUUCCACGUGUGGCUGACAUCGAGGACUAUGACUGGAUCCAAGACCCAUUCCACCAGGAAUCCUCCACAGAGAAGCUCUCCAUGAAAGAGAGAGAGGAGUGCGCAGAGCUCCGUGUGGACCGCACACUGAAACUCAAAUUCAGUGAGCUCCCACUGGAUCAGUUUUGGUUGGCUUCUGCAUCGGAGUACCCAAGCAUCUCCCACCACGCGAUUGAGCAACUACUUCAUUUUCCCACUACCUACCUGUGUGAGCUGGCGUUCUCUACUCUGACUUAUAUGAAGAACAACAGCAGGUCACGGCUGUCUGUUGAACAGGACUUGCGAGUUGCCCUCUCUUCAGUGCCACCGAGGAUUAAAAAAAUCUGCGCGCCCCGACAGGCACAUGUAUCCCAUUAA
Molecule: messenger RNA, 1638 nt
Organism: Notothenia coriiceps (black rockcod)
Lineage: Eukaryota; Metazoa; Chordata; Actinopteri; Perciformes; Nototheniidae
Product: zinc finger BED domain-containing protein 5-like
Exons: 1
Coding region: 1-1638 (545 amino acids)
Source: RefSeq, a predicted model, not a curated record